CGUGCAAAAACAAGUACAAGAACUGAACAUUCGCACGGUGGUACCAGACCGUGGGAAUUUCCUACCUGGCGGUUUUUUUAGUUGCCUAGGACGCUAGCUAGGCCUAGCAUAGUUAAAAGGAGGCUUACAGAUGAGGUGAAAAAAGAAUGGCCAAACCAUUCAAGAUAUGCGAUGCAGACAGAAGUAAACAGAUUGGAGUGGUGGCAUCCACAAUAGAUGAUGUGAAGACAAAAUAUAAAAAAUACUUUGAGGUUGAAGAAAAAGUGAGAAUUGUAGAGGAAAGUGAUGGCACAAUGUUAGAGGAUAACGAAUACUUUGAAAUGUUGCCAAAUUAUGUGCUGUUGAUGGCACUCAAAGAGGGAGAGCAAUGGAAGCAAAGACCUGUUAAAGAUUUUCAGCUUGAUAGCACACAAGCAACAGACCAGACCGACUCCUUAAACGACAACGAAUUGGAGGUUGUAGCACGGUCAAUCAAGAUAAAUCCAGCCCGCAUCCCAUUGCUAACACUGCAUGAACUUCAGCUUCUUGCAGAUGCUUCAUCUGAAGAAUUAGCUGAAAUAACUCAAAUGAGGCAUACAGAAGUGAGCGACCUUCAGCGAUACUGCCACCGGAGGCUGACAGCUGAUGAAGAAUUAAAAGAUGGUAUUGAACUGCUGAGGCUUUACCACCAGGCAAAUCCAUUAAAAAAGUAGUGUAUACAAAAAUGAAAUGCAAGUCAACUACCGUACUACUUCUGCCCUGGUACUUAAUAUCCAUGGUAUAAGAUAGAGCAUCAUGUUUCUGGAAACUCUAACACAAACCUCUAGUAAUUAAGCCCGCUUGGCUAUACAUGAAUACAUUUGCAGUUCAUCCUCAAUAGUAUAAUACACCUUUGAGUUUGGGUCCAAAAAAUUACCUUUUUGAAAGGUUCAGUCAACCAAAAAUGAUCAGUAUUGUUUUUUAUCAAAUAUAUCUAUUUAAUAACUUAUUUCAUGUAUUUACAUGAGAGGUCUAACAAACAAGGUAUUCAAAACAACAGGUUGGUCAAUUUUACAAAACAUGUAUAAAGCAAACUUGCAAUAGCACGAAGAUCAUGUAAUUUAAAUUUCUAAAAAAUAUGCUCCAUUUAGAGAAGCCAAAUAAAUAAAUGUAACAAAGUGAUAAUAACAUGGCUUAAUAAGUCAAAUAAUCAUUAAAAACUAAAUAUAAAAAAUGAGCAGUAAAGAAUGCAAGGCUGUCAUUAAACUUGUGAUGGUUGUAAUUUCAACAUUCUAGCUGGAAAGAGUUUCCAUGCUCCCUGUGUUUAGGAUGUUCUACAAUGUCUUCAAAAAAACAUGCCUUGUUAUUAUGUCUGUAAAUGUUAAUUUUAUAGUCAUAUUAAUAGUCGCCAUCCUGAGCACUUAGUGUUCAAAUUUUCUGGUGCCAAGGCAAAUAUUUUGAUAAAUUUGUUGUAUAAGUGUUCAAUUUAUUUCCAAGACUAACCCCUGUUUAACUUGCACAUGAGUUUUUAAUAUUAUAUGGCAAGAUAAAAGUUAUUUUAUGUUUUUAAUUUGAUGGCAUAAUAAAAUAUGGAAUUAAAUCUUGUUAUUUCUGAAACGUCAUGAUCUUUUCAUAUACAUAAAAUAAAUUUCACAGAAUGUGUGUUCUAUGCUUUCAAAUAUUUCUAUAUACUUGUGCGUCUUAUAAGAUAAUUUUAUAACAUAUUCCAUUUUCAAAUAUUCCAAGCACUGCACAAUGGCAAAAUUUUCCUGAUUAAUAAAUUUAUUGUAAUGCCAAUAAUAAGUUAUGUUUUCAAGUCUCCACCAAAAUCAAAAAGUGGCAACCAUCAAAAUAAUAAUAGGGUUGGCUAACUUUUUCAUCAAGAAAUAUAUUCUUUUCCCAAAAAAGGAACACACAAUAACUGUAUGAUGUUUCAAACUUCUAAAUAUUCAAUUAAUUUGAUGCUUCAACAUGGAUUUUAGCCCAAUGUGACCAUUGUCUCUGCUUUGGCAUCAAAAUAAGGUGGUUUUUUUUUUUGCCUAAUCCUUAGUAUCUAGUAUACAUUGUUUGAGUACGAUUUUGGGAUAUAUUAUUGUAGAAUACUAUCUAAAAUAUUUAUAUUUCUGUAGGAAAAAAUAGUUUUUAGGUUUCUUUGUAUUUUGUAUAUCACUUCCAAAGAGUUGUGAAUAAAAGGCAAUUUUUGUUUUAAA
Molecule: messenger RNA, 2168 nt
Organism: Anneissia japonica
Lineage: Eukaryota; Metazoa; Echinodermata; Crinoidea; Comatulida; Comatulidae
Product: DNA fragmentation factor subunit alpha-like
Exons: 4
Coding region: 147-692 (181 amino acids)
Biological process (GO): regulation of apoptotic process; apoptotic process
Source: RefSeq, a predicted model, not a curated record